AUGAACCCUUGCUGUUUUUUCUUCCUCCUCCUUCCUUGGUCUCUGAUCGAGUUGCCCCUCCUCCACGGUCAGACUAACUUCCACCCCGAUCUUCUCAUCUUUGGCACAAAAUCCUUCUACACCUUCACCCUCAACCUCACCAUCUUCUUGCUAGUCGUGAAGACCACUGCUCUCACUAUGAACGUUGCCGGUGUCAUCAAGGAUGGGCUCCUCAUUGCCUUCUCCUGUUGGAUCCGUCAAGCGACAGGAUGCACCGGUUGUGGCGGCUGCAGCGGCAGCUCCCGUCUGUCCCCGGGGCGGCUGAUGCUGGCACGGUCGUGCCGUGCCUUGGAGCCUACCAAGAGAGAUGAUUCGGCCGUCCACACCGCAGCGGCGGUGGAAGCGUCCGACACCGCGGUGGGAGAGGAAGACAUCGUCGAUUAUGAGAAGCUGGGUAAGGAGCUCGAGAUCACUUCACCGCUGGAGAUCAUAGAUCGGGCUCUGGAGAUGUUCGGCAAUGAAAUCGCCAUUACUUUCAGAUUAUUCUCAUCUUUGGAAGCCUUUAGACAGAAGAUUGUAACUGACAUGGGAGUUUUUUGGAACAACGGAGCAGAGGAUGUAGCUUUGAUAGAAUAUGCAAAAUUAAUUGGUUGGCCAUUUAGAGCCUUCAACCUUGAUACUGGGAGGCUAAAUCCUGAGACAUAUAGGUUCUUUGAUACUGUAGAGAAACACUACGGGAUCAACAUCGAGCACAUGUUUCCUGAUGUAGGGGAAGUACACGCCCUUAUUAGAAGCAAAGGCCUCUUCUCCUUUUUCGAAGAUGGGCACCAAGAAUGUUGCCAAAUGAGGAAAGUGAGACCUCUAAGGAGAAUGCUGAAAGGCCUCCGUACAUGGAUCACUGGGCAGAGAAAGGAUCAUUCCCCUGGCACGAGAGCCAAUAUCCCUGUCAGGGGAAUGGUUGGCUGA
Molecule: messenger RNA, 945 nt
Organism: Zingiber officinale
Lineage: Eukaryota; Viridiplantae; Streptophyta; Magnoliopsida; Zingiberales; Zingiberaceae
Product: probable 5'-adenylylsulfate reductase 1, chloroplastic
Exons: 4
Coding region: 1-945 (314 amino acids)
Molecular function (GO): catalytic activity
Source: RefSeq, a predicted model, not a curated record